GGAAGGAACCACCCUCCUGAACUGUUCACCACCGUCGAACGAACCGCCCUCCUCAAGGUUUUAAGGUCCAUGGUUCGUACAAGCUUAACAAAAAUGGCUGAAAGGGCAUUCGAACUACAAAUUCCAGUUCGCAAGCACUUUUGAGCCCAAUAUUUUGUGUGCUCAUAUUUCAAAGAGGCUGUAAGCUUGGUCAAAGCUGCAUUGACAAAGGAUCAAUUGCAAGAGUUUAAGAAUUUGCCAUGGGGCAACCUAAUAUCCGUGCCAGACAUGCAAUUUUUUGUCCAAAUCAUCCAUUCUCUUCUGAUGAGGCUAGUCAAGGACCAGCCUGAAGACGAGUUGUGGUUUUAUAUUCAAGGGAGGUUGCUAAAGUUUACGUAUGCUGAUUUUUGACGCAUCGCUGGUCUGAAAUCAUCGGGGGGAAAUCUUGUAUUCAAUCAUGAUGAAGAAGUGCAAGGGACGCUUAUUGACAAGUACUUUCGUGGAUCCAUGAACAUUACUUACAAAACGUUGAAGGACAAACUAAAUUCAUUUAGGCGUACAACAAGAGGAGAUCCUGUGAAGCUAGUGUCCGUUUGUUACGUUUUGACAGUUUUACUCGCUAGGGACAACAAAACCAGGAUAAAUUUGGAGCAUGUUAAGUGGGCGGAUGAGUUUGAGAAGUUUAAGCUGUAUCAAUGGGGUCUUGAGUCCUAUAACACCAUGGUUGAAAACCUGAAAAGUAUCAUGAAAGGGCAGCCCAUGAGGUUCAGGAAUACCAAGGCCACUAGUGCUAAGUUCACUUUAUAUGGAUGUCCUCAUAUUCUACAGGUUUGGGCGUAUGAAAAUGUGCCUAACCUAGGAGAACAAUGCGUUGAACGUGUUGGAAGUGAAGAAGUUCCUAUGCUCAACUGGAAGGCUAAAGGAUUCUUUCAUGCACGCAAGUUGAAUGAAUUGGUUUUCAAGGACAAUGAUGAUGAGGAAGAAGUAGAUGAUGAUGAUGAUGAAUGUGAGAAUGACAUUGAGGAUGAAGUAGUGUGGGGCAAGGGUUACAAAGCGAAAGUCAUGGAUGAGAUUCAAGUGCUCCGGGAGCAUGUCGCUGCUUUGGAAAGCAGGUUGAAAUUGAUGGAAGACAUGUUCAAUGCAGAGGGUGUUGUGCCAGAGAAAGCGGCUGAGGUUGCUCCGGAGCAUGUGACUUUGGACAUGGAAGUUGAUGCUCAUGACAAGGCAGUUGAGGUUGGUUUAGAGAAUAAGAUAAUGGAAAUGGAACUCAAUGAUCAUGAGGUUGAAGAUAAAGACCAAGUUGAACAGGACGUUGAAGACGAGCCAACAUACGCUGAAGAAGUGGCUGAGGAACCAACUGGAGAAAUGGCUGAUGCAAAUCACAUGCCACGCACUGUGAUGUUACUAGAGCUUCGAAGCAGAUCAUAUCACCCGCUCUUCUUGAAGUGACUGAACCAUCUGCACCAAUGGAUGAUUCAAAUAAAGUCAUGGAGUUUGAUGUUGGUACAACUUCGAAUGAUAUCAUAUCACCCGCUCAUCUUGAAGUGGUUGCUUCUAAGUUAGCACCAUCAGGCCCAAUUGAUGAUGCAUAUUGGGAUGAGGUUGUGGCAGACUUGCAAAGUGUUCCCAUUAAAACUCUAGGACCAAAACAAAUGUCGAUGGGAGUACUUGUUAAACGACUAAAAUUCCCAUCGAAAUACAGGGUCAGCCCUUAUACAACACCAAAAAGAAAGCGGUUGAAAGCCAUUACUGAACCGAGUCACACCAUCAACCCAAUCUUCAUCAAUGAAUCCCUUGAUGAAUGGAAUGAACUUAAGGAUUGGAUUGAAGGUGAUGACAAUCAGCCUCCUUUGAUUGUUGUUUUAAUGAUCCCUGAUGAAUUCGAAGUGCGAAGAGGAUUUUUCCAAAACUUGGUCACAUGUAAUCUUUGGUUGGCCACCUAUUAUCAAAUCAUGAGGAAGGAAAUUGGCGAUGUGCAAAAUUGGGUUGCAGGCAAACUUCUCAGCAAACAAGAUUGGCGAUCAUUUGAAGGGUUUUCGUUCCUUUAAACAUACAGAACAAGCACUCGAUGUUGGCAGAAGUUGUUUUGCAAAAGAAGUUGGUUCGAGUAUAUGAUUCGUUUAAGAGUGCUAGAAGUGUUUUUUAUGUCAGGGAAUUGUGUGAUCGGCUGCCAUAUCUCCAUAGUCUGUUUACGAUGUCACAGCUAGAGAAGGAAGUGAAACCAUGGGUUGCUGAAUUAGUUGACGAUGUUCCCCAACAGGCGCCAAGGUAUUAAUUCGACCUUAAUUACAAUUGAUAAAUUGUCUGUCUGCAUGACCUAAUUGUCUGUCUUCCUUUUAGUUGUCUGACUCCAUGGCCUAAUUCUCUGUCUUCCUUCUACUUGUCUGUCUAUAUUCCAACAUGUGGAACAAUCGAUGUCAAUAUGUUGUACGUUUGUGGGGAGUAAAGAAUGUGGAGGAAGCAUAGGAAUUUUGGAAUUCUUUAUAAAUGUGGAAUGCUAUUCCAAAUUGGUGAAAACAUAGGAAGCGUGGAUGUAUAUCUACGAUGUUGUAUGAUGUUUUUGUUCCAGAUUGGUGAAAACAAAUUUGGCUAUUAAGUUUGAAUUUGUUUGAAUUUUAAUU
Messenger RNA from Cuscuta epithymum, 2600 nucleotides. NCBI's taxonomy places the organism in Eukaryota, Viridiplantae, Streptophyta, Magnoliopsida, Solanales, Convolvulaceae. The record is from the annotation of a GenBank genome assembly.